Molecule: messenger RNA, 1102 nt
Organism: Leptosomus discolor (cuckoo roller)
Lineage: Eukaryota; Metazoa; Chordata; Aves; Leptosomiformes; Leptosomidae
Source: RefSeq, a predicted model, not a curated record
CCCCUGGCGCUCACCCUCUGCCCGGCCCCUGCCGGUGGGCUGGCUUCGGUACAGUGCGGCGGGCAGCGCGGCGCUGCGGGCUGAAGGAAGCAGGAGAAAACGAAGAGUGGACAGUGUACUGGACGGACGGCUCGGUCUCUCUGGAGCGCCUCAUGGAAAUGAAGCGGUUUCAGAAAAUCAACCAUUUCCCAGGCAUGUUGGAGAUCUGCCGCAAGGACUUGUUGGCUUACAACCUGAACCGCAUGCUCAGGCUCUUCCCCAAGGAGUACAACAUAUUUCCCCGCACUUGGUGCCUGCCAGCCGACUAUGGAGAUUUCCAGGCCUACAGGCGCGCGAGGAAGAACAGAACAUUCAUCUGCAAGCCAGACAGCAGCUGCCAAGGGAGAGGGAUCUUCAUAACACAUCAUCCAGAGGAGAUCAAACACGGAGAGCACAUGAUCUGUCAGCAGUAUAUCUCUAAGCCUUUCCUUAUCGAUGGCUUUAAAUUUGACUUGCGUAUCUAUGUGCUCCUCACAUCCUGUGACCCGCUGAGGAUUUUUGUCUACAAUGAGGGUCUGGCCCGGUUUGCCACCAGGAGUUACAUCAAUCCCAGCAGCAGCAACCUGGACGAUGUCUGCAUGCACCUGACCAACUAUGCCAUCAACAAACAUAACGAAAACUUCGUCCAGGACGACAGGAUGGGCAGUAAGAGGAAACUGUCCACCCUGAACGCCUGGAUGGCGGAUAAUGGCUACAACACCGCACAGCUCUGGGAAGAUAUUGAAGAUACUAUUAUAAAGACGAUUAUUUCGAUUCAACCGGUUGUGAAGCACAAUUACCAAAGCUGCUUUCCAAACCACACGACGGGCUGUGCCUGCUUUGAGAUCCUGGGCUUUGAUAUUUUGCCAGACAGAAAGUUGAAGCCGUGGCUGCUGGAGGUGAACCACUCUCCCAGCUUCACCACAGACUCUCGCCUAGACUAUGAGGUGAAGGAUGCUCUUCUCUGUGACACCAUCAACCUGAUAAACGUGCAUGCCUGUGACAAAAGGAAGGUGCUGGAGGAAGACAAGCAGCGGGUAAAGGAGCGGCUCCUCCAGGCCCACCAGGCUCUCCGUGCAGCCAG